UCCAAACGUGAAAAUGAAGUAUUUGUGUCUGCUUCUUUUGGCCACGUCGGUGACCUGUCGCUUUACCGACGAUUUCUACCAACUUUUGGCCAAGAAAUAUGCAAACGAGAAUAUCAUUUCCUCUCCCCUUUCGCUCGAAAUCGCACUGAGCAUGAUCUACAUGGGAGCCGGGGCAAAGACAGCCCAACAAUUAACUAAUGUUUUGGGACUGCCCGAUAACAGGGAGGAGGUGGCAGCCAAAACCAAGGAUCUUCUGACUGAACUCGAAGGUCGUGAGAAAGUAGCCAUUCUUACUCUGGCGAACCGCAUAUACGUGAACAAUAAGAUAAAGCUAUUACCGCAGUACAAUCAGGUGGUCAAGGAUUCCUUUAAAGCUGAAGCGGUGGCAAUCGACAUGACCGAUACCAAAAAAGCGGCUUCAAUUAUAAAUAAGUGGGUAGAUGAUCAAACGCGUGGUAAAAUCACAAAGAUAGUUGAUUCCAAUGCCUUGGUUGAUGUGUUAAUCGUCGUCUUAAACGCAAUUUACUUUAAAGGCCAGUGGCAGAACCAAUUUGAUCCAAGCAAGACGAAGAAGGUCAGUUUCCACAUUUCGAAACAAAAGAGUGUUCCUGUUGAGAUGAUGGCACAACUUGGAAUAUAUCGAACAGCAUAUAUUGGGGCAUUAGGUGCACGCGUUAUCGAGCUGCCAUACAGAAAUUCAAGCCUCUCCAUGGUCAUUUAUCUACCGGAUAAGGUCGAUGGUCUACCAGAGUUGGAAAAAGAGAUCGUUGGAUUCCCUCUGAAACUUUCCGAAGAUAAAGUGAAUUUAAAGCUACCCAAGUUCAAAAUGGAGUUCUCCAAACUUCUAAACGAAGAACUUAAUACGAUGGGCAUUCGAGAUGCGUUCACACUUAAUGCUAACUUCGAAGAUAUGGUAGGGGGCGGCGUUUUUGUGAAGUCCGUCCUUCAAAAGGCGUUCAUUGAGGUUAAUGAAGAAGGUGCCGAAGCAGCGGCUAUAACAAAAAUAGAUAUGGUGUUCAAGAGCGCUUCUAGGCCGCAGCCUAUAGAUUUUAUUGCCGAUCAUCCUUUUGCCUUUGUCAUUCGCGAUAAGAAAAACAUUUAUUUUCAGGGUCACUUCGUGAAUCCGGAAUAAAAUGCAUUUUACUUUUGCAUUUUACUUUCAAAAA
This is a messenger RNA of Drosophila erecta, 1166 nucleotides long. Its product is annotated as serine protease inhibitor 42Dd. Lineage: Eukaryota; Metazoa; Arthropoda; Insecta; Diptera; Drosophilidae. Gene Ontology annotation, molecular function: serine-type endopeptidase inhibitor activity. Bases 14 to 1132 code for a protein of 372 amino acids. The transcript has 3 exons. The record is from RefSeq and is a predicted model, not a curated record.